AUGAGCUACUACAGCGGCUACUACGGAGGCCUGGGCUACGGCUAUGGUGGCUUCAGAGGCCUGGGCUGCGGCUAUGGCUGUGGCUGUAACAGCUUCCGCAGACUGGGCUAUGGCUGUGGUUAUGGAGGCUACGGAUAUGGCUCUGGCUAUGGAUGUGGUUCAGGCUACGGAUAUGGCUCUGGCUAUGGAUGUGGUUAUGGAGGCUACGGAUAUGGCUCUGGCUAUGGAUAUGGUUCUGGCUACGGAUAUGGUUCUAGCUACGGAUAUGGCUGCUGUCGUCCUUCAUGCUGUGGAGGGUAUGGGUUUUCCAGCUUCUACUGA
Messenger RNA from Meriones unguiculatus (Mongolian gerbil), 321 nucleotides. Its product is annotated as keratin-associated protein 19-8-like. Bases 1 to 321 code for a protein of 106 amino acids. Lineage: Eukaryota; Metazoa; Chordata; Mammalia; Rodentia; Muridae. The transcript has a single exon. The record is from RefSeq and is a predicted model, not a curated record.